AUGCUCAUUCUUUGCCAGGAUCCUACGGAAGUAGGUCAAUUGUGGGAAACUCGUAGUUACGCCUCAUUUUGUGAUGCUGUUGCUCUAGACGAGAAAGACAUAGAUGGGGAUGAUGGGAAUGAUGGUAGUGAUAAAGGUCAUGGUGUAACGCUCCACAAGUUGGAGCUGAUAAUCUUGACCACCCCGGCGCUGGUGGGCAUCUGCCUGGGGGCCACGCUCUUCCUGGUGACGGUGGCGGCCGUGACGUGCUUCUGCUACCGGCGCCACUCGCGCGUGCUGGGCGGCGCGGGCGGCGGCCGCAAGAAGGAGCCGCGCGGCGGGCGGCCCGAGUGUUCAGAACUUAUGUACACUGUCCUGCAGGCUGCAGGAUCAAAUACACCCAGCCCCACUACCAACGUAGCUCCUCCUCAAGCUGGCAGCAGCCCAGUUCAAGAGAAUGUCCAAAAAGCAGAUCCUGGUAGUAAGGAACAGGUUGCCUUUCAUACUGAAAACGAAGUGAAAGACAAACCAACUACCCCUUCCAAGGAGGAACUGGAAACAAAUGAAAAGAAUCUGACUAAUACAGAUCCUAAUGAUCGCAAACUAGGCCAAUUAGUAUUCAAACUGAGGCAUGACUAUCAACGAGAUGCAUUGAUAGUCAGUGUAGUGAAGUGCAAUGAUCUUCCAGCAAGUGAUCCAUACGUGAGAAUUCAGAUUCUCCCAGACAAAAAGAAAAAGAAGAACACUCGAGUGUUACGAAAUACUCGCAAUCCUGUUUAUGAUGAAGACAUCACAUUUUAUCAAAUGAAUUAUGAAUGGCUUAAGGAAUCUACCAUUCACUUCCUGGUGAUGAGUUUUGAUAGGUACUCAAGAGAUGAUGUGAUUGGAGAAGUAUUUUGUCCACUUGAUAGUGUGGACUUGACUCAAAUCAAAAAUCAAUCUUUGACAUUCUGCCGAGAAAUCCAACCUCGUAGUCUGAAGACAAAGCUUCUGUGGUGUCGACAGAUACGAUCAACAGGACGUGGUGAGCUGCUAGUCUCUCUUUGCUGGCUACCAUGUGCAAACCGACUCACUGUGGUUGUGCUUAAGGCUCGCAACUUACCUAACAUGGAUGUAACUGGACUGGCUGAUCCCUAUGUCAAAAUAUAUCUGUUGUACAACGAUCACAGAAUAGCAAAGAAGAAGACACAUGUUAAGACUGGAACGCUUAAUCCUGUUUUUAAUGAGUCUUUCACUUUUACCAUUCCACCGGGUGCCGAUGGUCUUGACAAUGUGAGCUUAGAAUUUUUGUUAAUGGACUGGGAUCGAAUCACGAAGAAUGAAGUAAUUGGUAGACUCACCUUGGGAUCAUCCAAAUGCAGUGGCUCUGCCUUGCAUCAUUGGAAUAUUGUAAACAAUUCACCACGUCGUCAAAUUGCAGAUUGGCAUAAAUUAGAAGGCUAAUGCACAUCAAUGAAAAGCUAAGAAAAAGAAAGAUUUAUGUGGACAAGUUAGAAAGCACAAAGAAGACUGACCUUGUUCUGAUUACCACAUAACUCAAUCCUAAGCCAACAUUUCCAAAGCACACUUCUGAAUAUAAUAAUUAGUAAACUAUCAGAAUGCUUUUGUUUUGCUGCAGUGUUUAUUAUUAAGUUGUAAAAUAAUAUGUUCUUAAUAGAUUAAAUGACAACUGUCAUUACCUCUGACAAGUUUUUUUUGCCAUGAAACUCAGCUCUGAAGAUGGCUUCAAGUGACUCAUGCUAUUGUUGUACUGCUUAAACAGGCAUAUCAAAUUACUACCUGAUACAUUCUUGUAAAGUUGUAAAAUUGAAAAUAACUAAUAAAGUAGAAAAUGGCCUUUCUGUACAUUAUUGAGACAAAAAGAAAUUACUUUACAACAUUAUCGAGACAAAGUGAGUCAUCCCAAUAUUGAAAUGUGACAAAUUCGUAAAGACGGUUCCACAUGAGAAGAUCAUGCUCAAUGGUAUUACUUGGGAAUAACAUUGUCAAUGUACCUUCAAUAAAAAAAAAAGCUGACAAGUAACUUUGCAUGACAUUUUUGCAGCCACAGGACACUUUCAGAUAUGGACAUUAAUUUGCAUUCCUGAAAGAUGUUAAAGUACAAUGAGGUACACAACUGAGAAAACAAAUAAAAUUAUAGUAUAUCACUACAUACAUUAUAAAAUACAAUAUUUGCUCAGCCCUAUUUGACAAAUGAAAAACUUGAAAAGAAUGGGCUGAAAACUGUAAAUACUUGCUUGUAUGUAUAUUGUACGUAAUGCACAUAAAUGUUUGUAGGUAAAUUUCUUUUUAGUACAACUGGUUUUGCCCUAUUAUGUAUAUUUUAGAUGAAAUGUAAACUAAGUCAGUUGUUUUCCAAAUGUAUACUACCUGUUUCUUCAAUUUUUUUGGAAAUCAAUUUCUUUAUAUCAUGUAUUUUACCAACAUUACAUUAAAAAAUGAAAAUACUUUGUACAUUUUUAUACUCCCAUUGAAUAUUAGAAAAUAUAAUAAUUUGUUAUCUGCAGAAUUAUUUAGGGGUCCAUGAAGAAAAGAAUAGUAAAAUCAAUUAAUAAUCCAAAGUUGCACAGCAUGCAAUGUGUAAGAGAAGAAACCAUUAAAGUUAGAACAUUCUCUAGCAUCAAAUGAGCCCAUGUGAUUUUUAAUCUUCCAAACACUGAAAGAGAAAGGCAAAAAUAUGUAUUUUGUAUGCACUUUAAUAGAAACUGAAAAAUUAUAAGGAACGAAAGAAAUGCACUGAAUGUAAAAUAAUUGUACAUUAAUAUGGGAUUAUUUUAAUUUCCAUUAUUUAUCAUCACAAUCCAAAAUCUUUAGUUUAUUGUCAAUUAUGAGCUCCUACUUAAACAAUCUUUGACACUUUAAAUUUUAUAAGAUUUCCUUCAUUUUCUUGAACUCUACGGUAUUUGUAUUGUUUAACUAGAGCAUUUGUGCUCAUAUAAUAAAGUUCAUUUUCAAAUUAAUUGGACUUUGUCAGCAAAAUUAUGCUCUUGACUUUCAUUUAGAGUUCCAACUAGUAUGAUAUUAACUGUAUAAUAUUAUGCUUUGUCAUAUAAUAAUCAAAUAGCUGUAAUAGGACCUCAUUAUUCUAAUGUUGACAAAGGCCAAACAUUACAUUUCUAAAUGGAAAAAACCUGGUGCUUCAAUUCUUUAGCUGAUUGAAUUUUCAACUUCUGAUAAUGUAGACUUUGCCAGAAAACUAGAUAAAUUAGUAGAAAAUAUAUAAUAAAUGACUAACAUUCUCAACUAUUAAUGCAUUACGUAAAACAAUUCACAAGAAUAUUCAAUCAAAAUCAUUUCUGAAUUUUUACUGUUUCUAACAUUGUAUAUAAAUAUACAAACAUUUUAUUCCUUAUUUAUUAACAUCUAAGUGAAUAAUCAUACUGGUAACGUUAGGCGUAUCGAUGAAAUACAAAAAUAAAAUUUGUGGAAUGAAAUUAAAGUAAUUUGCAAUAGUUAUUUCAUUGGAGAAAAAAUCACAAUUUUAGACCCAUUUCUUUAUAUGCUUAAAUCUGCUCUGCAGAUUUGUAGCAAUGAUUUCUCAAAAAUAUCAUUUUUGUAUUUUUUAUUUGUGGACAACUUCUUUUUGACAAGCACCAUUUUGGAAAAUAAAGCAACAAAAUGAUAAAACAUCCUCAAUUUUUCAUGAUUUUUUCACCCAAACUUGCUGUGAUAUAAAAAAAAAUUAAAUGUUUUGUUAAUAGUGUGUCUAGAGAAGCAGGAAAAUCUUAAAGUAAAAAAAUAAUUAAAAAAUUGUAACAAUGGAACAAGUACACCACAAACCUAAAUAUGCUUUAUUGUGGAGAAAUAACUUAUUUUAGAAUUAAGACAACGACUCAAUUUAGUUUACAUUUCUUAAUUUAUUAGAAGCUGCUGGUGGGUGCUUAAAUAACUGGCAAGAACUGAAUUGUAUAUUUCUCUGAAAUGACGUCCAUUCCAAAAAAUGACUGAUACACUACAGAAAUAGAGCUGAAGGCAGAGUGAUAGUAUUUGUGUCAAAAUGACAAUGCACUCAUUAGAAAUAAAUUUAGAUAUAAGCCCAACCACACAUAAGCAAUAGGGCUCCAAAAAUUGAAGUGUAUUUGACAGGACUAGGGCUUGUUAGAUUUCGCACCAAGGAUUUGGCCCACAAAAUGUGCAUGUAUAAUUUGUACGUAAUGGCAUUAACACAUAGUUUUUCUGAAAUUUUAUAUAAAUAGUCUCAAUCAUUACACUGAUAAUAUUUAAAUAGGAUUUCGCUCUUAUUUACAAUCAUUGUUGUCCAUUUUCAUGUUUUCAUGUAUAUUUUUAAUAUUUUGUAGUUAUUGCAAACUUUCUUUAGUUGUGGUUCAUGCAAUUAAUUAUUUCUUGAAAACUUUCAGAAAAUUUAUUUUCAAUUAAAUAUCAUCACUAAUGGUACAUGUUCAUAUUGAGAAAGUUUCAGCAUGCUCAGUGUAUCAACAUUACAAAAUGUUAAAUGUACAUACUUUUUGUUUCCAUUAUCUUGGAUAGUUAAUAUUUUCAUUAAAAAAUAUUCAUAUUCAUCAUCUUUGCAUGAAAUGAAUAUGAAUAGUUUUUUCAAUAUUGUAAAUGUUUUAUAGGAAGAGACUGGACUUGUGGUUCCUAUACUCUGCUAUGAAUGGUAUUGAUUACUUCUUCAAACAGAUCAUAGAUCACAUGGGCCCUCAGUAGUUCAAUAGUACAGAGAUAUGUUUAGGAACAUAUUGUUCUCUCUAAAAUGUUUCAUUAUAGAUUAUGGUGACAUGUUAUGAAUACAUAUAUUUAUGUACAUGUAAGUAAGCUGUUUCCCUGGAGAUAUGAACUGUGCUAAGUGUCCCUAAUCUUUGUGAAAUAUGCAAAAAUGAAUUUUGUUUUAUACACAUGCUAUUAAAAUUUUCUGCAAAAAGAUAAGUAGAAAAGGUGUAAAAGAAUUGAAGGAAGAAUGACGUGUAACUUUUUUCGCAUAUUUACUAAUACUGCUUUAAUAAUUCUCUUAUUUUCAUAUAGUUAUGUUGAUCUGAGCGCUUCCUGGUAAUAUUAAUGUUGAAAUUAUGUAUGUUAAUACAUUUUGCCUCAAUAAAUUACAAAAUAAGUGUCUGCCUUUUAAAAGAUAUAUUAAGUAGUACAUUUAAACAACGCAAACAAGUUAAUUUUUUGUGAAUUCAUCUCUUGUAUUUCUCCAUCAUUAAUUAAUACUUUUUAUAAAUAAUGGGGGGUAACAAAGGGUCAGAAACUAUACACCAUUUCAAAUUUUCUUUCUUUUCAUUUUAUUAUUUGACCCACAUAAAAUGUAUGAUGUACAAGAACAUUGAAUGUAACUGAGAAUAAUAUUGUAUGGUUUUCGUCAAAUAAAUAUUCUGGUUCAAAGGACCAAGUUGUACUUGCUUAACGUUUAUGUAUUUAAAAAUAUAAUAAGUAUCAUACUAUACAUAAAAUAAACUCAGUUUCCUUACUUCAGUAACAUGUAUCAUUUUUGUACAGGUGAGGUGGUAUUGCAGGAAAACACAAAAAAAUCAAUAUAUAUUUUUUUCUUUCUUUUGAACCAAUAAGCAAAGGCAUGUGUACAUAAGAAAGUUCAUCUGUGUAUUCUACAUGUAUGUACUGUAAAUAAGAAGACAAGAAAUCUGUUCCCUUUUGUAUCAUUGCUUUCACAAUGCUCAGCAAAAUUGAAAAGUAAAUCAUUUUGUGUUCAGCCUGACUACUAAUAUUUUAAUGGUAAGUUAAUCACUGCUUUUGGGACUUUAGGAGGUAUAAGAAGUAAAUUAAAAUACACUGGUGAAAUUUUAUAAGUACAUCUAUGCAUUAAGAAUAAUGCACUCGUGUAGUUUUCAAAACCAAAUAAUUUUCAGAGAAAUGAGGUACUGAUGAUUCAUUCAGCCUUCAUGUUAUAGUUGUGAUAUUUUGUGUACAUGGAAUAUAAAAUAUAUGUAAACGUGUAAAAUGAAGAAAUAAAUGAUAUUGAGGAAACUUAUUUAUGAUAGUUUACCCUCACUUCAUCGGUACAUUUCUUUUGUAAAGCAAAAAAGGAUUAUAACUCAGAAAUAAUUUGUUUACAGCAUAUUAUUUUACAUUACUUUCAUUUUAUUUUACUUAUUCUACUUCUUGCAACUUUAGAUUUCCAUCAUUGUUGCACCUGUGAAAUCAAAUGCGAUGUAACAAAACUUCAUAAUAGUAUAUGCUAACAAGUGCAAGUUCUGAAGAAAGAGAAUUACAAAGUUCUGUUGCGUCCAUUUGCGUUUUACUUACUAAUACUGUGAAAACCAGAAAACAUUCAUAGUGAAUAAAUAUUAUGUAGUAAGACAUUUGUUACAUUAAAAAACUUUUUAAGAAAUAUUUCAGAACAUACAUAUUGUUUGAGUAGUUCUUAUUUACAUUUUGCUCAAAUCGAGAAUGAUUUAACAGAUGCAGCAAGGAUGUGAAAAUACAGUGUUUAAUCAUAGAGCAAUCUAUAACAUCUGUACUUCAGAUCUGAAUAUACAAAUAACAACAUUUCAGAACAUUUAGGGCCUUUUAUAUUUACAAUAAUGUCUUUGUCGUCUUAUGACUGGAAGGAAAGAAGUAUUAGUUUACACAGAGAUAGUUCAGAAGAACACAUUUUGCAUACAUUUUUUUCUAUUGAAACAACAAUAAACUGACUUGGUUCUAUUUAAAUAAUAUUGUAAUAGAAAUAUUAAUGCAAAAACAAUUGUACUAAAUUCACUGCAAAGCACAAACAAUCCAUAUACACUGAAACAAUAACUAAGGAAAUAGUAGGAUAACUCGAAGUCAGAGAGAAAUUGGUCUCUUUAGCAUUUUAACUGACCAGAAGUGAUUAGGGGAGGACAAUAUAGUUUAUUGGAAUGUAAUAAAAUUAAUUGAAAUCUUCAUCAAAUUUUUAUAGCUAAAAUAUUUACCUAUACAAUUUCACUAAUACUUCAGCAACAACAUUUAUUUUGGUUAUUUUCAGUGAGAUAAAUCAUGUUCACUAUUACCAAUCACAAGAUGACUUGUGUAUGAACUGUAUGUUCUUUUAAAACAAGAAUCCUUUUGAGAAAUCUUUUUUUAUGUAUGGUUUAAGAAAUUCCCAAGUCUUCAAGAUUUAAAAAUCAAACAAACAAAGAUAACGAAGAAAUAUUAAGUAAAAAAUCUUGAAAAUCAAUAAUGCAAAACUAUUAAGAAACAAAACUUAUACAUUCAUUAUUUGAAAGAUAAUGAACCAACUUGUGACAUAAUAGGGUCCAAAGGAAUUCAGUAUCAUUAAUUAUUCAGUAUAUAACAGGUUUGGGAAACAAAGUGAGAAAGAAUCAAUCAUAUUUCUCAUUUUUAAUUUCCCUUCAACCCCUAACUCCUUUUCUGGUCUUAAAAAAUGAAAAUUUAAUCAUUUGAUAACUUCUUUAAAAAUUAACUUUGAUUGGUACAAUAAAUGAAAUAAAUAUAAUUAUAUUUACUACACAUAUCCAAAUUGUAAUAUGAAAACGUCAAAGUUUCCAUUUGAGAAUGUGACUAGCACUAAAUCAAAUAUAACCAAUAAAUAUAUUAAAACACUCUUGAAUUUGAAAGUACUUUUAUAAUAUAAAUACAUAGGGUGAAUAAUGUUGUUACUAUCAAGCUUAUUUGAUAUCUCACUAACUCAAAUCAGAACUAGAGUAGGUUCAGAUUUUCAAUCUAUAAUUUCAUUAAAGGCCUAAAGCAAUUGUUUUUGUCAAAGAUUUUUUCUCUAAACAUAAAAUAUUCACAUUUAAUUUUGAGUAUUUGCUUAGGUGUAAGUAUCUUACAUUAAUAUCUCAAAUACAAUACUACAUCCCAAAUUAGCACUUUGAACCUAAGCUAGUAAACUGUUUCCAGCAAGUGAAUUCAUUGGGAUAAUUGAGAAUAUUACACUACCCAGGUCAUUACUUCACAACGAGUAGGUUAUAACAUCAUUAUUGGUAAUCAGUGUAAUGGUUGAUAUAAUAUUUGCUUUUAAUAGUGUCUUUCUUUCUAGUCUCCAAUAUUUGACUGACCCAAAUAAUUUGUAGUGUUGAUAAUGAAUCACAACUUUCAAGACAGAUACAAUGGUCAUGAAAAAUCAUUUCUUAAAUCCUUUUUGUAAACAAAAAUUUAAAAUAAUUGUUUAUAAUUAAAGAAAAUUAAUUUGUGAGUAAUUAUGUAACAUAAAAUAUGAAAUGAGAAAUCAUGGUGAAUUUAAUUACUAUUCAACAAAUCUGAAUUAUUUUUGGUAGUUCUAGUAGAAAUAAAAUUUAAAUUUAAAUAAUCACUCUAAUUAACACAAAUAACUCUUCAGAAAUCGUAAUACUGAAGCCAGUUGACAAUGCCUGCCUAAUAAGAGUAUUGGAAUGAAAAUCAAAUUUUAACAUAUUGGAUAAUAGAGAUGUUCUUUGAUCAAAAUUUUAUUGCAUUGACAGAAAUAUGUAAGAAAUAUUUACAAAGUAUUUUUGUGUGGCCUGCCACACGUCACCUUCUUUCACAGCUGUUUGAUCAAAACACUAUAUACACACACAAUUACAUUUGUCACAAAUUUACAAAUUUUCAAUCUGCUGGACUACUCAGUACAACAGGAUUCUCAGAAUGUUACAUGUUUUUGUGUUUGUACCAUAAAUUCCAAUAUACGUGGAAGAAUAUAUAUUGUAAAAUGAUACUAUUUUACAAUGAAGUGUAUGCAUUCCAUGAUGUGCAUGAAAUAUAAUUUGGUUUCAGAGUUGACACAGUGUAUUCCAUUUUUAUUUGAACACAAUUCCAUAAAUUCCCAAGAUGUCCAACCAUGGAAAUCUUCCUUUCCAUCUCUCUCAGGUGACUGAUUCUCAGUACCACAUUAAAAUUAAUCUUAUUAUGACUGAGGUAUGUAAUUUCUCCCUUUGCAUAUUCUUGAUUUUAUUUAUAAGAGUUCUUUUUAAUGCACAUAAACACACUACGUUUCCCCACACUACUUUCACUUGUACAGUCAUACUAAAGUUGAGAGUUCAUGGGGUGCUGUGGCAGUGGUCACUGAACUCAAGUCUAAUGUCGCAGGGGGCAUUCCUGGACUAACACUUCCACUAGCUUCACGAGGAUGGCAUGCACUUUUAUUCAGUUCUGUUGGUGUUGGUGGAGUUGGUUGCCUCAUCACUUGCUGCUGUUGUUGAGCAAGUGCUCUAACGGCAUUUGUCUUUUCCCUUUGCCACACAAAGACAUUAUGCACCAUGGCACAGCCGCAGAAUAUUAUCCCCAGUCCAAUGAACACACUUGUAACAAUGGCUGGAGUAGAAUGAAACUGUAUGAAGGUGUACAAAAUGAUCCCUGUGAGGAAAACGGGAAUAGAAACGAAGAAUCCACCAACAGCGCACACUCGGGUGAUGGAAGACUUUUGCAGGUACUUGUUCGUCCUGU
Molecule: messenger RNA, 9300 nt
Organism: Gryllus bimaculatus (two-spotted cricket)
Lineage: Eukaryota; Metazoa; Arthropoda; Insecta; Orthoptera; Gryllidae
Source: the annotation of a GenBank genome assembly